Messenger RNA from Mycena citricolor, 735 nucleotides. The record is from the annotation of a GenBank genome assembly. Lineage: Eukaryota; Fungi; Basidiomycota; Agaricomycetes; Agaricales; Mycenaceae.
CUCAGAUCCGUGUCCUCUUCUCUUUCUGUCGCUGUGACUGGCUGAGCCCCUCGCGGCAUUCUCUCUCUGCGAGACUGUUCCCUUCUUUCCCCCUCUUCUAUGGCACUCUUCCGAUGCCGCAAGUUUCUCUUUUGCUUGUCGUUGAGAAGCGGAGUUAUGGUACUGGCUCUGUUAGCCAUGUUGAUCAGCGGGCUGGGCGUAGGGGGUGCCGGUGUUGAACUCUCUUGGGUCAUUACACAGCACCAGGUCUCUCUUGCUCGGAAAAUAGCUAUCUUUUCUCAAGGAGCUGUGCUUACCCUUUUGUUUCUGUUGUCUUUGCUUGGGCUUAUUGCAGGAGUGCAUGCAGGACGGGGUGUGGUCUACAUUUAUAGCAAAAUGACCUUCAUUCAUGGCCCCUUCCUCCUUGCUGCUUUGGGCCUCACCCUUUUCACCACCUUCAAAGAACGAUCUACAAACACGAUCCCGUGUCUGAAUGGAUCAUCGAGCGCGAUCAUCAAACAGUUCUGCGACCAAGAACAGCUGUCCCUCGUGCUCAUCCUCCCAAUCGCUUUGCUGGGCGCUGCGUGCUUGAUCCAGUUCUAUUCGUGGGUCGUCGCGAUUAGCUACGGCGAAGCAUUUGGUGAGAGCGACAUGUCAAGCGUCGUGAUGAAAUAUGCUUCAAGCUCAGGGUCCGACCUCGAAUCUAUGAAAAACCCGAGCACGGCCCCGGAGAAUCCAUUUCAGCGGCUAAGAUGA